This is a messenger RNA of Neltuma alba, 1663 nucleotides long. Its product is annotated as AP2-like ethylene-responsive transcription factor PLT1. NCBI's taxonomy places the organism in Eukaryota, Viridiplantae, Streptophyta, Magnoliopsida, Fabales, Fabaceae. Gene Ontology annotation, molecular function: DNA-binding transcription factor activity; DNA binding. The transcript is spliced from 10 exons. Gene Ontology annotation, biological process: regulation of DNA-templated transcription. Gene Ontology annotation, cellular component: mitochondrial intermembrane space. Bases 115 to 1620 code for a protein of 501 amino acids. The record is from RefSeq and is a predicted model, not a curated record.
GCUUCAAACUUGAAAGUUUGAAAGACAGAAGAAACUAAGGCUUCACCUUCGCUGCUUUAAAUCCUUCUCUCCUCUGCCCCUGGAUGCAGGUGAUUCUUGAUUUCUCCUGAAGCUAUGGGCUCAAUGAACUCAAACAACUGGCUAUCCUUCCCUCUUUCCCCUACUCAGUCUUCCUUACCUCCACAACUCCAAGCCACUCAAUCCCAUCAGUUUUCUCUUGGCUUAGUCAAUGAUUCCAUGGAAAACCCUUUCCAAAACCACGAUUGGAAUCUGAUGAAUACACACGGAAGCAACGAUGAAGUUCCAAAGGUUGCACAGUCUGGAAUCAGUCAGAACUUUAAUGAAAUUCAGUCUUUGACAUUAUCCAUGGGUAGUGGUAAGGAUUCUACCUGUGAAACCAGUGGCGACAAUAGUACUAAUACUGCCGUCGAAGCUGCUGCACCCAGAAGAACUUUAGAUACAUUCGGUCAGCGAACAUCAAUCUAUCGCGGUGUAACCAGACAUAGAUGGACUGGAAGGUAUGAAGCUCAUCUUUGGGACAAUAGUUGUAGAAGGGAAGGGCAAUCACGAAAGGGACGCCAAGUCUAUUUGGGUGGAUAUGACAAAGAAGAGAAAGCAGCUAGGGCCUACGAUUUAGCGGCACUAAAGUACUGGGGAACAUCCACAACUACCAACUUUCCAAUCAGUAACUACGAAAAGGAGCUGGAGGAGAUGAAGCACAUGACAAGACAAGAAUUUGUGGCCGCCAUACGAAGGAAGAGCAGUGGGUUCUCAAGGGGCGCAUCAAUGUAUCGCGGAGUCACAAGGCAUCAUCAACAUGGUAGAUGGCAGGCAAGGAUCGGUAGAGUUGCGGGAAACAAAGAUCUUUACUUGGGAACUUUCAGUACUGAGGAAGAAGCUGCAGAAGCAUACGACAUAGCGGCGAUCAAGUUCAGAGGACUAAACGCAGUGACAAACUUCGACAUGAGCCGUUACGACGUGAAAGCCAUACUUGAAAGCAACACGCUUCCAAUCGGAGGAGGAGCUGCGAAACGACUGAAGGAAGCUCAGGCUCUGGAAUGUUCCAGGAAGAGAGAGGAAAUGAUAGCGCUCGGAUCGAGCUUUCAGUACGGCAGCGGCAGCGGAAGCGGCAGUUCUAGCAGGCUACAACUACAAGCCUACCCACUGAUGCAGUUGGAUCAGACGCAACCAUUGUUAAGCCUGCAGAACCAGGAGAUAUCUCAGUACCCGUCACUUCAUCAUCCCAGUUAUAUCCAAACCCAGCUUCAGCUGCACCAUCAAACUGCUUCUUCUAACUAUAGCUUUCACCAGUCACCGAGUAAUAACGCUCAGUUGUACAAUAGCUAUCUUCAGAACCACCCGGCUCUGCUUCAGGGUUUGAUGAACAUGGGUUCUUGUUCUUCUUCUGUGAUGGACAAUGACGGAGGGUCUAGUGGGAGUUACAGUGGAGGAGGGUAUAUGGGGAUGGCUUCCAACACGACGUCGGGGGGAUCCGCGGAGGAGCUGGCGCUGGUGAAGGUUGAAAACUACAACAUGCCGUCCAGUGGUUACGGCGGCGGCUGGCCGUCGGAGUCCAUGCAGGGAUCCAAUGCUGCUCUCUUUACUAUGUGGAAUGAAUGAUCCGUGAGGAAGGAGGAUCGGAGGAGGAGGGGCCAACCUAACU